AUUACGUCAGUCUAUGACGUGAAAAAGUGCGCGCGGAAUUUCUUUACUCUUAACAGCAACAGCUAGCUGAGCUUAGCGGGUAUUUUAAUAAACUCACUUAGCCUGUUGUUGGGUAAAAUGUCUCAGUCAGUCGAAGCGGAUUUACCACCGAACUUGUCAUGCCUGAAAGAUAUCGACACUUUGCUGCGAUGCCCUAUUUGCUUUGACUACUUGAAUAUAUCCAUGAUGACGCAGUGUUCUCAUAACUUUUGCUCCUUGUGUAUACGGAAAUUUCUUUCCUACAAGCUGCUGUGUCCUGUUUGCAACACGCCACUGACAGAACAAGAGCUGAGGAACAACAGACUGCUGGAUGACCUUGUUCAGAGCUUCCAAGCUGCGAGGCAACAGCUGUGUCAGACAAAUUUCGAAUCACCGCCGAUCUCCCCCAAGACCCCCACGAUGGCCGUCGGAGGAAAAGCAGCUAGGCAGAAAGCCCUAAAGAAAGAGGGCGCUACUCUCACUCACUUUUUCCAGAAACGAGGCCCAGUCAGCUCUUCCACAGGAACACAGCCAUGCUCGAAUGGUUUGCUCCCAGUGAAAUCAGAGCCCAUGGAAGUGUGUGUGCAGGAAGCUUUCCUGCCAGAGAGUGCAGUGACCGUGACAACAGCAGUGAAAGAAAAGAAGUGGAGUGUGCACGCUUUCCCCUCCACAUCGCAGGAUAUUAAACCUGUGCCCAAAGUGGAAUGUCCGGUGUGUAGUGUGGAAGUGUCUCAGCAACACAUUAAUAAACAUCUGGAUACAUGUCUGACCAGAGGGGAGAAGAAGGAUAGCCUCAGAAGGUCUGACCAGCUAGGCAUGUCCUGUUCUGCAUGUGUAGAGCCCAAUUCUCAGAAGCGCAGGCCGAUGGCCAAGCUGGUGUACGCUCUAAUGACAAUGGUGGAGUUAAAGAGAAGGCUGAGAGAGUGCCAUCUGUCCACGCAAGGCUCCAGAGAGCAGCUCAUUCGACGGCACCAGGAGUUCAUACAUAUCUACAACGCACAGUGUGAUGCACUCAACCCCAGAUCAAGUGAGGACAUUGCUAGAGAGGUUGAAAACAAUGAGAAGAUGAGGAAUCUGCUGGAGAGUAAAAGUAAACCUGCCCUAAUCAUCACUAAAAAACACACAGCCGAUGAAAUCGAACAGUUGCACUCUGACUACAGGAAACAGCACAACGGGGAGUUUUCCCGAUUAAUUGCUCAGGUCAGAGGUCAUUUGGAAAAUUCCAGGAGAACAAAAAUGAAGCAGGAAGAAGAAAAAUCAGUGGAGGCAUCGUGUUGCAGUGCUGAUGACACAGUAGUCCAAAACACACCCCUGUCCCCAGUUUCUUCAACACUGGAUUUACCAGCAAUUACCAGCAAUGAGACGACUCCUGUUAUAGACGUUGGGUCAAGGUCACAGAGCCCCACUCUGAGUGAAGUGUCUGUCAGCAGAACGCACAGAGCCAGUGAGAAUGCUACAGAAAAAAAAGAAAAUAUGAUCUCUUCAUCUCGGUGCUGAUCUGAAGUGUUUUUGCCAGGGCUGUGGAUGAAUUGAAAACAUGCUGUAUGUCACCAGAAGUGCAAUAUGAGGAGCAAAGUCUUGGGAAAUCUGUGCUUUCAAAGACUGUUGCUUGGAGCCUGAGGCAGGAGAUUAUGCUGUAGUUUAGUCAGUAACAAUCGAAUGAAAAGGUUGUUCACAGAAGAAUGUAUUCCAGUCUCCUCCCCAUCCAUCUAUCCGUCCAUACACACACACUAUAUAUAUCUAUACACACAUACACUUGUAUUCCUACUGUGCACAGUCAUAGCAUAGAGUCGUUUCCCAUUGCCACCAUUAGCAUCUUCUUUAGAUGUGAGCUCACUGAUGCUUAUGUAUUCUUUGAAUAUGUUUCUGUUUUAGCAUUUCCUUUUUUUUCGUUUUUUUUUUAAUGUCAUGUGUUUGGAUUGUAACCUUUAGCAGUCAUACCCACACAUUCAUAAGACAUUGCUCGGUUAUGUAUUUGACAGUUUUCCUGCUCUGCAUUUUAUUCUCAUUUCCCAAUGUUGCACCUAUCCACCUUUCCAUCAGAACAUUACUGGCAUCUCAAAUACCACAGUCUUUAUUUUGUUACAACAGUCCUUCCUACACCAUCUAACUAGGUACGUUAAUCAUGUUAAAGUGCAUUCAUAAAAUAAUACCAAACCAACUGAAAGUUUAUUUAAUGCUGUGUUUUUGUGGUCUAAUUGCAUUUAAAUGAUUUACAUCCUAUGAUUUGUUUAUGACCACAAAUCAAGCAUCGGAGUUACAUAAGCAUGAAGUUUAUCUAUUUAUCUGUACCCUGCACUUAAUUGUUAGCCACUGAAAUGAAUCACUUUGGAUUUAAGCAGGAUUAAUGCUACUGGAUUUGUCCAAUUACAGUGUUUGCUGAAAAGUAUUCUUCUUUUUUUUUAUAACCGGCUUAGCUUUUUAUUAAUGCUUAAGUGUACAGUUUUUCCACUUGUACAGGAUACUUUAAAUAUAAUGUUUGGUCUGGUUUAAGUUGUAGGACAUAAUUAAUACAUAUUUGCUCAGAUUGUGCUGCUUUGUAUUUAUUGUAGUGGCAGUGAGCAUACGUGUUGAAAUUGUGCUUCCAUUUUUGUGACGUAUGAUUGUAUGCCAUCACGGUUUGCACAGCCACCGUCGGUGAAUGCACUGUCCAUUAAUAAAUAAUCAACAUGA
Tachysurus fulvidraco (yellow catfish) is the source of this 2691-nucleotide messenger RNA. It is a transcript of the gene rad18, whose product is annotated as RAD18 E3 ubiquitin protein ligase. Gene Ontology annotation, molecular function: single-stranded DNA binding; ubiquitin protein ligase activity. Gene Ontology annotation, biological process: DNA damage tolerance; protein monoubiquitination. The record is from RefSeq and is a predicted model, not a curated record. Gene Ontology annotation, cellular component: Rad6-Rad18 complex; nucleus. Lineage: Eukaryota; Metazoa; Chordata; Actinopteri; Siluriformes; Bagridae. Bases 118 to 1515 code for a protein of 465 amino acids. The transcript has 13 exons.